AUGGGGUCGUCGGACCGCUCGGCUCGGCCGCGCCGCCCACCGGCGCUGCGCGGCCGCCACGCAGGCGCCCAUGGCGUGCUGGUAAGGGAGGCCCGGUGCGGCCGGGCAGCCCCGAGGGGCGGCGCCUCGCCGCGCGGCGGCAGCCGCGGCGGCGGAGAGCAGCGGUCCAAGACCGGCGCGGCGGGCGCUCUCCGGAGGCCGGGGCCAGGAAGCGGGGUCGCCGCAGCAGCCAUGGGGGAGUGCGCGGCACGCCCCGCGGGCCCAGACGCUGGAGGCGCAGGCGCCGACGGCGGGGGCGCAGGCCCGCCGCACGAGCGCCUCGCGAAGGCGCCGCGGUGGUGCUUGAAGGCCGCCGACAACGACGUCGGGGGCCCGUUCCAGUACCGCGUGGAGUUCCGGGGGCCCGUGGCCGACCACGAGGCCCAAGCGAUCCGGGCGCUGUCGGAGCUGCUGUGGGUGGGGCCAGGCAGGCCCGGCGAGGCGGACGCGGCGCUCCGCAGGUGCUGCUCCGCGCUGGAGCAGAUGAAGGUGCUGCACGGCGACAAGCUGCAGGACUACGUGGUGCCCGUGGCCAACAUGGUGCUGCACGCGCCCUGCCGCGCGGUGCGGACCAGCCUGUGGAGCCGCUUCGUCCUGGCUCAGGCGCAGGAGGACUGGACGCUGGGGCACCUCUUCUACUGGGCCUUCAGGUGCGUGGCAGACUCGCCGGACGCAGAGGGCGGCGUCCGAGAGGACGCCGAGGCCAAGUGCGCCGAGGUCGCAUGUCUCCUGCGCGCCAAGGCGCUGUCACUGGGGCUGCAGGUGCUCCUGGAGUCCGCGAACGACGCGGCGAGGCUCGGCCGGACGCAGCCCAGGGCUGUCGCGAUGGACCCUGACCAGGUGACCCCGCUCAUCGACCUCCUCACAGGUUGA
Molecule: messenger RNA, 912 nt
Organism: Prorocentrum cordatum
Lineage: Eukaryota; Dinophyceae; Prorocentrales; Prorocentraceae
Source: the annotation of a GenBank genome assembly